Molecule: messenger RNA, 3267 nt
Organism: Asterias rubens (European starfish)
Lineage: Eukaryota; Metazoa; Echinodermata; Asteroidea; Forcipulatida; Asteriidae
Product: tubulin alpha-2/alpha-4 chain-like
Exons: 4
Coding region: 189-1544 (451 amino acids)
Biological process (GO): microtubule cytoskeleton organization; mitotic cell cycle
Cellular component (GO): microtubule; cytoplasm
Molecular function (GO): GTP binding; structural constituent of cytoskeleton
Source: RefSeq, a predicted model, not a curated record
GUGAUUUGCUUUGAAUUUGGAGAGAGGUAUUUUCCAGUUCCGUUUUGACGGAUCGUCAGCAGCCACUGCUCUUGUGGGAAGCGUGAAUCGAGAGCGUUUCCACGGGGGAAUUAGCCGCCACUCCUCCCACGAACUCAAGCUGGAAUUUCCGCUUUGUUCACAAGACUGCAUAACCCUAGACAGGAACAAUGCGUGAAGCCAUAUCCAUUCACAUCGGCCAGGCCGGUGUCCAGAUGGGCAAUGCCUGCUGGGAGCUGUACUGCCUGGAGCACGGCAUCGAACCAGACGGGGUCAUACCAAACCGGCCCGAGGGAACCAGCGCCACCUUUCAGACUUUCUUCAGCGAGACCGGGGGAAGGAAGUUCGUUCCACGUGUAGUCUUUGUGGAUCUUGAACCAUCAGUUAUAGAUGAGGUUCGAACUGGCAAGUACCGCCAGCUCUUCCACCCUGAGCAGCUGAUCACAGGCAAAGAGGAUGCCGCCAACAACUACGCCAGAGGUCACUACACCGUCGGCAAGGAGCACAUUGACCUCGUCUUGGACAGAAUCCGUAAACUGGCUGAGAACUGCCAGGGUCUUCAAGGUUUUCUUGUCUUUCGGAGUUUCGGGGGAGGCACUGGUUCCGGUUUCUCGUCCCUCUUGAUGGAACGUCUUUUGACUGAAUACGGUAGUAAGUCCAAGCUGGAGUUUGCCAUCUACCCUGCUCCCCAGAUCUCCACAGCUGUCGUAGAGCCUUACAAUGCUAUCCUGACCACACACACUACACUGGAACACACAGACUGUGCCUUCAUGGUCGACAACGAAGCCAUCUACGACAUCUGCCGUCGCAACCUCGACAUCCAGAGGCCUACUUACUCGAAUCUGAACCGACUCAUCGCCCAGGUUGUGUCCUCCAUCACGGCAUCUCUGCGCUUCGAGGGGUCUUUGAACAUUGACCUGAUUGAGUUUCAGACUAACUUGGUGCCCUACCCCCGCAUCCACUUCCCUCUUGCCUCCUACGCACCAGUCGUCUCUGCUGAGAAGGCCUACCAUGAACAGAUGACGGUUGCUGAGAUCACCAAUGCCUGCUUCGAACCGGCCAACCAGAUGGUGAAGUGUGACCCUCGCAAGGGUAAAUACAUGGCCUGCUGCAUGAUGUACCGCGGUGAUGUCGUGUCGAAAGACAUCAUGGCGGCCAUCGCAACCAUCAAGACCAAGCGUACGAUCCAGUUCGUCGAGUGGUGCCCAACUGGCUUCAAGGUGGGCAUCAACUACCAACCGUCUACUGCAGUGCCAGGUGGUGAUCUGGCCAAGGUGCAGCGUGCCGUCUGCAUGCUGAGCAACACCACCGCCAUCGCUGAGGCCUGGGCUCGUCUGAAUCAAAAGUUUGAUCUGAUGUACUCCAAGCGUGCCUUCGUCCACUGGUACGUUGGGGAAGGGAUGGAAGAAAGUGAAUUUUACGAGGCUCGGUACGAUCUUGCAACUCUAGAGAAGGACUACGAAGAAGUCGUCAGUGACUUUACUAAUGGAGACGUUGAAGAUGAGGAAUCGCUAGAGGAAUACUGACACAUCGUGUUUGUACAAAAACACUUUAAAGGGGCACUCUCGUUCUGAUCACGGCGAGGUUGUGGCCAGACGUUGAACUCUGAACUUACACUCAGUUACCUGUGCCAAUUUAUUGAAUCUCUUAUUGUUUUACUAUCUCCCCCCCCCCCCAAUUUCAACUCGUAUUGGUCUUUCUGCUUUCUUUUGACAAUUAAAGGGUCGAUUUACUUUUUCAAAGGGUUUAUGUACUUUUUAAAGGGUUCAUGUAUUUUUUUUUCCAACAGGAAACACAAUGUUCACGGAUUUACGUUGAGCUUGCACGGCGGUUUGGGGAUGGUGGAGGGCUUCCCUUGGUGGAGGGCUUCCCUUGGAAUGGUGCUUGCUGGGGUGGUGUGGUUUUUGGGCGACGGGUGAAGCAAUGUCGCGCCGUUAAUUUUCGUUUCAGUUUUGGCGUGAUGGGGCGUAUUGGCCAGUUAUGGUGUGUUAUGGUAUAAUACCAUGGCUGGUUGAUGGUUUCUUUGCAUGCUAAAAUAAUUUUCAUCUCACUGGGACGAAGAUUGCUUUGUUACUUGUUUUGCUCAUUUCUCAGGGGCUGCAGCGCCUCAGUAGGUGGUAUUUCGGGGGGAGGCUUUCUACUGUAAUUGUCUUCAGACCCUGUAGGUUUGGUGUGAAUCUGUGGACAUUUUUAAAAAAGUACCUGAAUCCUUUAAGAGCCUUAGUUUUAUUGUGGUAUGUUUUAUACGGUAGUUCUUGUGUAUAUAUUGUUUGUGUAAUUGCUUUUUACUUGCCAUCUUUUGUUAUAAUUGUUACUGCAAUUUUAGAGUGUUUUAUGUAUAGUAUAUAAAUGUGUACUGUUUAUGAUCUAGGUCUGGGAGGGCACAUCUUUUUGAUGAAAGUUUUUUGACGUUUACCCUUCCCUGCUUGUUUUAUUGUUUGUCCGAAGAAUUAAAAAAAAAUAAAUAACAUAAAUAAGCACAAAACUUUGCUUAUAGCUUUAAAUGGUUUCCUUGAUAAAAAAAAGACUACCAGCCAAAUUUAUAUCUAACUUGAAUAACACCUUGUUUGGGUUUUUACAGAAAUUCUUGUCUCGUCUUGCUUGUUUGAAUUACAGUGUCAACUUGUUUGUUCACACAGUCCCAGUAACAAAACAUUUUGGGACAUUAAUUUGUGACUUCGUCUCAUUCUCAUUAAAGUGGCCGAGUCCAGCAACAUGUUACCAUUGCAAAUGUGGUUUCAUUUUAAAGAGGAACACUUCAGCUUUGCAUUGAUAAUAUAACAUAUACAAAGAGAGUAAUAAAUAAUAAAAAAUGGUAGCCUACGGCGUAGGGUCCGGGCCCGUUUAAGGGCUCCGGAUUUUUUUUUUUUGCAUUAUUAUAGAUGCUAUGUUAGUGCAAUGAAAUGCCAAUUAGACGCAUGAUUGAUGAAGGAAAAAAAAAAAAGAAAAAAAAAAACCAUCAAAUUUUGAGCUGUAGAAUUUGGGGCUUGUGGAUUUAGGCAAUACUUUUAUUUUAAGUGCAGUAUCAGUUCAAGAAAUGAAUUAAUUACACCAGGAAUGGCCCGUUGCCUCCCCCUAACCAAUAUCCACCCUUGAACAUAAUUAAUGACUCGACUCCCAAGAUGGUGGGAAUGGUAAACGCAAACUGUAUAAUCGUUAAUUUGGUUGUAUUUAGGGAAGAGACACGCUUGGUAAUUACUCGAAACAAAUAUUAACUUUCAAACUGACUUGGUAACGAGCAUUGGAGAG